Messenger RNA from Pelobates fuscus (common spadefoot toad), 3530 nucleotides. RefSeq names its product decorin (gene DCN). Bases 251 to 1321 code for a protein of 356 amino acids. The record is from RefSeq and is a predicted model, not a curated record. Lineage: Eukaryota; Metazoa; Chordata; Amphibia; Anura; Pelobatidae. The transcript has 8 exons. Gene Ontology annotation, molecular function: protein binding.
GUCAGCCUGAAUUGUGUUCAUUGAGAGAAACUGUAUUCUCUUUAACAGUGCUUAGAGAAAGAGGCAGGAGGGUUUUUCCACAAACUGACAGUCGGUGAGUUCUUGGCUUACCCCCUCCUCCUUUGCACACCUGCAAACUCCUUUUGUCUUGGACUGAAUAUUUAAAUUACAUCUCUUCUUUGAGAGUCCUUCUUGAAAAUCCCAGGAUUACAAGGGAUUUGCGCUGUACUUGACCUGCAGAUCUAACACCAUGAGGACAGCUAUCCUCAUACUUCUUGUAACUGUCUGUUGGGCUAAGCCCUUUCACCAAAGAGGUUUGUUUGAUUUCAUGCUCGAAGAUGACCCAGUCAUUUCUGGUGAUGGUGAAUUUGUUACACCACAGCAACCAACAGGACCUACAUGCCCAUUUCGCUGCCAGUGCCAUCUCCGUGUCGUACAGUGCUCUGACAUAGGACUAGAGCAAGUUCCAAAAGACAUCCCACCUGACACAACUCUGCUUGACUUACAAAACAAUAAGAUCACCGAGAUUAAGGAUGAUGAUUUCAAGAAGCUGAAACACCUUCAUGCUUUAAUUCUCGUGAACAACAAAAUCAAGUCAGUUGGUGCCAAUGCCUUUGCUUCUCUCACAAAAUUGGAAAGACUUUAUCUAUCCAAGAAUUCAUUGAAAGAACUUCCCGUCAAUAUGCCCAAAACACUCCAGGAGCUACGUGUGCAUGAGAACAUGAUAACCAAAGUAAAAAAAUCUGUGUUUGACGGAUUAAAUCACAUGAUUGUUAUAGAACUUGGAACAAACCCAAUAGAAAACUCCGGUAUUGAGAAAGGAGCUUUUCAGGGAAUGAAAAAACUGUCCUACCUCAGGAUUGCAGACACUAACAUAACCAGUGUUCCUAAAGGUCUGCCACCUUCACUUACUGAGCUACAUCUUGAUGGAAACCAAAUCACUAAAGUUGAUGCAGACAGUCUAAGUGGCUUAAACAACCUAGCAAAACUGGGUCUGAGCUUUAACAGCAUUUCCAGUGUUGAAAACGGAUCAGUAGCUAAUGUUCCACAUCUUAGGGAGCUUCACUUGGAUCACAAUAGCCUGACAAAAGUGCCUACUGGACUUGGAGAACACAAAUACAUACAGGUUGUUUACCUUCACAGUAAUAAAAUUGCUGCUGUUUCAACAAACGAUUUUUGUCCCAUCGGCUAUAACACAAAGAAGGCCUCUUAUUCGGGUAUCAGCCUCUUUAGCAACCCUGUACAGUACUGGGAAAUCCAACCGGCUACAUUCAGAUGUGUAUACGAGCGUUCUGCUGUCCAGAUUGGAAACUACAAGUAAACUGUGCUCCUGGCUUUGAAUUUUUGUAUUUCAAAUAAAGUCAUGUGUGUUUGUUUGUUUGUUUCUUUCAAAAAGCCUAAGCAAGAAAUAAAAAUUCAAAUACUGGAAAAAAUGUCCCAAAAUUAAAGAGUAUAUCAAGAACUUUAUCAAGCAAGGACCCCUUAGGGAUUUUGUGCAGGUAACCAAAUCCACUUAGUUUCUUCCAGCAACUUUCAGGUUAUCAAUAGGUUUGGUAUUUAAGAAAUCCCUAAUUAUUUCUGAGUUAUGUCAUGGUGACCCGUGUCUAUUUUGCUUAUGCGUUGCUGUAAAAGAAAAAAAAAAACUUUGUAAAAACGAGAAAGAGAAAAAGGUGGAAAUAGGGCUUUCCAUCUAGCUGGAAUUCGCACAAGUGCGCUGUUCACUCCAAAUUCCAUUCUAAACUACAAUUAAUGGAAUGAUCCAAUGAAAAAUAUAGGUCUAUGCUGCACACAAAUGGGGUAAAGUUCUCACAGAGGUGUUUGUGAAAUGUGGGACUUAAUUUGCAGUAGUUCCUGUGAUAACAUUUGAGUUUUCCCUCCAGCCUUUUACUUCUGAACAAAAACAUUAUCAAAAAACACAUUUCCCCCCUAAAUACACCUUCAAUUAUUUAAGUUUUUAAGUUCAAAAGAUAUUUGCUUUUAAUGGUUUCUUAUAACAGUAGAAAACAAUACUGUAAUUGCUUAAUACCCAAAGAUCUUUACCUACUUAUAUUUAAAAUAAAAAGUUAAAAUAGCAAUUCCUUAACACGUUUUCCUUGUUUGUCAUGAUCCAAGUAUUGCCCUUCUAACAUUUCAACCUUCUACUAUCAUAACGUUGAAUAUUUAAUAUCACUAAGCUUCUACAUUCACCCCUUUGCUUACAAGAUGUUGAAAAAGAAAGCAGUUUGCCCAAAAGGUUAAGCUAAAGCACAUGCCACCUAAUCCCACCUGGGGACCUGCAUUUCUUAGUCACUGGAGAUCUUAUUUUUGAGAAGAAAAUGGACAAAACCUUUUAAAAUAGUAGUCACUGACAGCAAAAAUGUUAGGUCAAGGUGCAAAAGGCAAAGACAGCAGGAAAAGAUUAGGCUUUGCCCAAAACAUAAAUGGAUCAUUCAUGAACUGGGCAGAAUUGCAGUUUAGUGGAUAGGACUAAACACCAUUUCUACCACCUGAAAAAGUCAUGGUUGGCCCGUUGAGGCACUGUCAGGCCAUAAGUCUCCAGGCCCAACCCAGCAGUUUCCUAGGUAUGUAUAUAACCCUACAAAGAUUUUCUUUUAGUGCUCUGAAUACUCUAUACAGUAUGUUGUCCCUGUUUGUAUCUAUUUGGGCAUAAAAUGCUAUUAGACCUCAUUCUAAUUGUAGUGUUGAAGUAGAUAUGCUAGGCAUUUAAAAAUAAACUUUGAAUUGUUAUGCAAACUAUACUAUGUUGUUUAUAGAUUAAAAAUGCUUACCACAGUUAUGGACUUCUAAAUAGUUUGCUUGAAAUCUCCUUGGAUCUGUAAAAGCAGAGCUGGCCAGCUUGCGUAAUAGGAUAUAUACAUGUUUUCUGUUUUUUUGGAAAUGUAUGUUAAUAUUUUGUAAAAUUAUAGUCAAGUAAGGAUAUACAUGUAUAGUCUGAAAAAGUUAUAAGUAUGUGUGCUAAACAAAACUUUGUGGCUAAAAGUCGUUUGCUUUCCAGUAAUGAGUUGAUUGUUAGGUUUACAAGAUUGCACGUCAAGAAACUAAACAGACUUUAUAUGUGGCAAUGUACUUAUACGUAUGCACCCAGACCAAGUAUGAAAGAGACCACAUUAUACCUUUGUGACCUUAACACAACAACAGUUAUAAGUAUUACAUUAUUCAAAAUUAGUCGUAUAGUUUAUUUUGUUUGUGUAAAAUUCUAGUUAGUAACACACUAUAGGAAGCAUAAAAUAGUAACUAAAAAUGCAAUGUAGAAAUUACGGUACAUCUGUGAAUAUAUAUUAGAACAUAUAUUGAAUCUCCAUAUUAUCUGAAUCGCCACAUAAGUUAAUUAAUUAAAGCACCGAUUUUAGUUGUGAGUUCAAAAUAAUAGGUGAGAUGGCAAAUUGAAGAUGAUUGUACAACAAUGACAAAAUCAAUGUCUUGGUACAUUCUGUUGUAUAGUUUUGUAUAAAAUCAUUGCUUAUACAACAUGUUUAAAAUGUCUAAAUAAAUAAAGCUUUAGUUAGUAUGAAGGUUUAUUAUACCUGUAA